AUGAACGGUGAUAAUUUUUAUGAGUGGUUCAACAAAAUUUUGCCGUUAUUGAACGAAAAUGCCGUGAUCGUCAUGGACAAUGCGUCUGAUCAUUCGGUAAAGAAGGACCCAUGCCCCGUUAUAUCUUGGAAAAAAGCAGAUAUUAUCAACUGGCUGGAAAAUAAAGGUGAGGUAGUCGAUCAUAUAAAGAUUAAAUCCCAAUUAUUGGAAAGAGCUCAAGUUUUAAAGCCUCAAUAUGAACAAUAUGUGAUUGAUGAAUUAGCAAAGGCUGCUAACAAAACUGUUGUACAUGUUCGUAAACUAUUGGAAGAAGGCGUGGAACGGGUUACACCAGACAUGUGGAAAAACUUUAUUACUCAUGUGACAAAAGAGGAAGACAAAUUUUGGCAAAUCGAUGUCUUAUCUGAUGAACUCUUUGAUGAACAAGAAUUCCACGUCUUAACAAUCACAGGUGACACAAGUUCAGACUUCGAUUCUGAUUAA
Molecule: messenger RNA, 483 nt
Organism: Acyrthosiphon pisum (pea aphid)
Lineage: Eukaryota; Metazoa; Arthropoda; Insecta; Hemiptera; Aphididae
Exons: 2
Coding region: 1-483 (160 amino acids)
Molecular function (GO): nucleic acid binding
Source: RefSeq, a predicted model, not a curated record